Molecule: messenger RNA, 1111 nt
Organism: Eucalyptus grandis
Lineage: Eukaryota; Viridiplantae; Streptophyta; Magnoliopsida; Myrtales; Myrtaceae
Product: protein RER1B
Exons: 4
Coding region: 260-838 (192 amino acids)
Biological process (GO): protein retention in ER lumen; retrograde vesicle-mediated transport, Golgi to endoplasmic reticulum
Cellular component (GO): Golgi membrane
Source: RefSeq, a predicted model, not a curated record
CUCGGUUCUAACUUCUUGUUUGACCCUUCUCUCCGUGACUUUCUCGCUUUGCCCAAAUCGAAACGACGAAGAUCGACGGCGCCACCGACGACGACGACGGCCGGUAUCUCGCCAGAUCGCCUCUCCCCGCCACCGCCUUCCUCCCUCUCCCUCGCCCGCCCGCGACCGCCGCCGCCGCCGCCGCCACCGCCACCGCGAUAACCCGAGGCGGCUUCGCUUGCUUCUGCAGGAAGGAAGGAAGGCGUGCUUAAGGAAUUCUAUGGACGGAGCUGGGGGUGAUGGCGCCGCGGCGCCUCUGGCCAAGUGGAGAAACGAUUUCUCGAGGGAGUUUCAGAAAUUUCUAGACCGAUCGACCCCUCACAUGGUGGAGCGGUGGCUGGGAACUUCUGUUGCAGCGUUGAUUUAUAUGUUGAGGGUUUACUAUGUUCAAGGGUUUUACAUCGUCACGUAUGGGCUCGGAAUCUAUAUCUUGAACUUGUUGAUUGGGUUCCUUUCGCCGAAGGUUGAUCCGGAGUUAGAAGUGCAGGAUGGGGCUUCGUUGCCAACAAAAGGAUCGGAUGAGUUUAAGCCUUUCAUCCGCCGCCUUCCUGAAUUCAAGUUCUGGUAUGCAAUCACAAAAGCUUUCUGCGUGGCUUUUGUGAUGACCUUCUUUUCAGUAUUUGACGUUCCUGUGUUCUGGCCAAUAUUACUCUGCUACUGGCUUGUACUUUUUGUCCUCACGAUGAAGCGCCAAAUUGUGCACAUGAUGAAGUACAAAUAUGUGCCAUUUAGCAUUGGAAAACAGAGGUAUACGGGAAAGAAGACAGGUGCAAGUAGCAGUAGCUCAAUGAGGGACUGAAGCUCUUGCCAAAUCUGUUAUUCGCGCAUCGAUACUCAUGCUUCUUUCCUUCUUCUCAAACACAGUCCAAACGUAGUUAAUGUUUCUCGUAUUAUGCUCUGAUGUUACACCUGUUCUCGUUAUUGUCAGUUGUAACUGGCAUCUCUUAGUAUUCUUUUCCUUAGAUAUAUUCUUAAUGCACUACCAACCAUCUUUUUCUUCCUUUGUAUCUUAGACAGACUUCCGGGCGAUAAUGAUUGAUUACUUGUUCUCUUAUCAUAGAACUGUAGCUGA